CAGCGCAGGAUUCAAACUGAACAUGGCUGCGGAGAAAGAUGUUGAUGAAAGCACGCAAAAUAGAAGCAUGGUGACCCACUGUGAUGAGUCGCCCGGCUCCUCUUGUUCUGUCAGACCGCCGGUCAUCUUCAACCCAGAUUUUUUUGUUGAGAAACUCCGCCACGAGAACCCCGAAGCGUUCCUGGAACUUGUGCUCAGUAACAUAACAAGGCUUAUCGACCUUCCUGGGACCGAGUUCGCCCAGCUCCUUGGUGAGGAUUGCCCCAAAACCCCGACAAGUGGAAAUGGAGGCUUUUUCCGCUCUUUCAACUUCCUUAAGCGAAAAGAUAAAGCCGUCGUCUUUGGAACCACACUGACUGAGAGCUGCAUCGCACAGAUCUAUCAGCUUAUUGAGUUCCUCAGCAAAAAUCUACAUGUGGAGGGUUUGUUCCGGGUGCCGGGGAACAGCGUUCGGCAGCACGCCUUGAAGGAGCUCCUUAACGGCGGGGCGGAUGUCGACCUGGAGGCCGGAGAUUUUCACCCCAACGAUGUUGCCUCUCUACUUAAGACUUUUCUGGGAGAGCUGCCGGAGCCUCUGCUGACACACCGACACUUCCAUGUGCACCUGAAGAUAGCUGACAUGACUCUGUUUGAUGAAAAAGGAAAUAAAACAGCGGUUCCAAACAAGGAGCGUCAGAUUGAGGCCCUGCAGCUCCUCUUCCUGUUGUUACCGCAGGCCAACCGCUCGCUGCUCAAACUGCUGCUGGACCUGCUCUACCACACCGCCAAGCAGCAGGACAAAAACAAGAUGUCUGCCUACAACCUGGCGCUCAUGUUUGCCCCGCAUGUCCUCUGGCCCAGACAUAUGACAGCCGGCGACCUUAAAGACAAUCUGAAGAAACUGAACAGCAGCAUGGCCUUCCUCAUCAAGCAUUCACAGAAGCUCUUCAGGGCUCCAGUCUAUUUGAGGGAAUAUGCCAGGGUCCAUUUUAACAGAACCAAGGUUCUGCAGACUAAGGAUGACCUGGAGCUGCUGGCUGUCAGCAGCUCUCCUGCCCAGCGGACGUCGCCGCAUCUGAAACGAACAGCUGGUCCGGGCCGCGCCGUGCAGGAGCAGAGUCAGUCACCGGCUCUGCAGUACACAGAGGAGGCCCUGAAGGAGCUGUUCAGACACGUUCACCAGAACAUGCCCGACUCUGCCAAGAAGAAGAAACUUGUCCGACAGCUCGUCAAACAGACUCAUUCAGGAACAUCUAGCGAGGAUCAUCUGCUCCCUCCAGCCGCCAGUAAGAAGCAUCCUCGUUCCCGCUCCUUUGGUGGCUUUAUCAAGCGAAAAGCUCGAGGCGAGCAGAUGAGAGAGAGGCACAUCUCACCUGAAGCCGCUGGAAAAAAACUAGGAAAAGAAAAUAUCCUCCUCCAGUCGGUGAACAGUCCGUCAGCCGGUUCUGUCAUGGGGAAAGCAGGACUUGUAGUUAAAAAUCCAGAUUUCAUCUUUCACAAAAACAAACCUCUCAAGGUUUCCAAGGACUCUCCCUCCGCCUCCAGGAUGUGUUUCUCUCCGGCUCAGGAAGUGUCAAUAUGAACCAAGAUUGGACUGGGACAGUAUCAAACAGCCAUUACACAUGUGAAUAUUUAGGUUGUGUCCAGCUGUGACUAAUGUCAGAUUGAGCCAUCAGAACCAGAGUUAUAAAGUGGUACAAAUAGUUAUACAGGUUUGCAUGUUUUAUUUAGAAUGACAACAUUUUAGGAAUUCUUACAGAUUAGAGUCGUAACAAUACAUGACGAAUAUCAGCAGCUAGCGGAUUAGCUUCAGGGUUCUGCUAUAUAAAGGAAAACCACUGACACUCUGAAAAAUGCAGAAUAUAUAUAAAUGUUGUAGAAAUUGUUUUAUAUAUACAGUGCGUCUUUUUUUUUAAUGGGAAUUGUGUAAUUUUGGGAGCCGUUUGUGAAAGUGAGAUGAUUGAUCCAAUGUCAGUUAGCUUUACACUUUGUUUUUUUGAGACAUCCUACACUGAAAAUUGAGACCGGAGCUCCAACUUUAAAAAAGAUUUGUUAAUUAGUCACCAAUAAUUGAAUGAAGUUUAUCAAGCUUACAUUAUUUACAUUUGUUUAACUUGAAAAUACAUAAUAAAUUAACUUGGGUAGGCUUAAUUUGAUUAUUGGUGACUAAUUAGUUUAAAUAUAUUUAAGUUGUAUUUCCUGUUCUCUUUUUUCAGUGUAAUUUUUAAACGUUUUAGUUGAGCUCUUACCGCUCUCCCUAAAUGCUGUUCAAUGAGAACAUCAACUGUUGUAUUUUAAUGGAACAUCAAAUGUAACAUUGCCUUUAUUUUGAGGUGUUUUAUUUAUUUUUAUUUGGGUUCAUUGAUGACAGGAAGUUAUUUUUGCCUGAUGGAGUUUGGAGGAUUUGUUGUUGGCUUAAGUGGAAGUUGAAGGGAGGGAUUUUUUCCCACCAGUUUGAGCAGAAAUGAACAAAAAGCACAACAGGUGACAAUUGGGUAAAGCAAACACAAAAGAAAGUAAAUUGAUGAUCAGAUCGUUGAUUUUUACCUUUGCAGAAUCAUUAACACUUUUGUUUUUUGUUCUGAAAUAAGGCGUGUUUUUUGUGUUUUCAGACUUUAUGACAUGAUGGCGUAUUAGGACCAUUAUAUGUAGAAAAAAAAAGGAGCAAAAUUUCCACCAAAAAACUUAAAACUUUAUAGAAUACAACAAACAUGAACAUUUCUGAGCUUGAAAAGAUGAAUAUUUUCUGAUUUUUUUUUUUUUUAGAUUAAUCAAAUAAAUUUUCUAGAGAGAACUUUUGACACUAAGAAAAUUUCCAAAAGUUACAAUUAUUUUUAUUUGGAACUGAGAAAUUUACACUAUUAUCUUUCUAGACAAUUUCUGAGAUUAAUCUCAAAGUUUAGGAUUUUAUGUUCCCUAGCAAAAAUUAGACUUUUCAAACUCAGAAUUUUAAAAUUUUUGUCUAGAAAAUCUAAAAAUUUCUGAGUUUUUUUUGUGUGCAAAUUUUCAACUCUGAAAUGUUCAAGUUUCUUCAAAACAAAUUUCUGAGAUCAAUCUCAAACCUUUGGCGUCUUUUUCCUAGCGAAUAUUUGACUUUUCAAACUAAGAAAUUUCCUUGUUUUUCCUAUAAAACUUCUUAGUUUUCACUUUGAACUUUUCAAAUUCUGAAUUUUUGCAUUUUUUUCAAGAAAAUUUCUGAUAUCUCAAAAUUUGAGUUUUCUUCUAGGAAAUUUUUAACUUGUCAAACUGAUAAAUUUUAUUAGUUUCAAAAUAAAUUUUUUUGGGUGGAAAUUUACUUUUUUCACUCUACAUUUGCCCCAAUAUACCGUCUGACACGGCCUCUCCUCUAAACCCCAGAUCUCCACUAGUUCUCCCUAGCAGUAUUUUCCUUAAAAUACUAAAAGUGAUUUCUGUUUGGAGGCCACGUUACAGUAACCUGUGAUUUAUCAUGUGAUGGAGCCACGUUUCUCCUUUAAGACUGAUUCUCUUACCUGAGCUGGAAAUGUGCUGCUGUUGUAUCUUGUUUGAGUUUUUGGACGCUCUGAGGAAGCAGGAAAGAUGGAUUGAUGAAAGUGAUGAAGGGCUGAACCUGACAGAAGGACAAUAAUAUACCUCAUUUAUCUGGGUUUGGAUGCCUUGUUCUUUUUUCUAGACGUACAUCGGUUUUAUUUUGAGAAUUAAACUGAUAUUUAUCUGUUGUCUCAAGAUAAAUUUUUGGUUGUGAAGAGGCUGGGUUUUGGAAGAUUCACUUUGGAUUUAAUUUCUGGAAUCAUUUCUUAGUAAGAGAAACAUGUUCAGUCUUUAAAACUGUUACAUUGUGCUGUGAAGUAUUAUUUUUAAGUUGCACAUAAACACUCAGAGUAAACUUGUUACAUUUCCUCUGGCCUGCAGAGGAAAUUUAGAAGGAAUGUGGAGAUAAGUGACAUUUUUAUUUUAUUUUUUCAAUUACUACACUUUUUUUUUUUUAUUGUUGGGAUGCUAACAGGUCACUUUAAUAAUAUUCUGUUUGGUUUGUCCAAGCACAACACUCCCAAUAUUGUGUUGAAUUAACCUGUGACUUCUCUUACGUGGUUUUAACUGUGGUUACAUGUUUUUGUAAUUUUUUCUAUGUAAAAUAAGCUAACCUUGUACAGAGUGUUCCUUAGUAAGCCAUCUGUUUGGAUUAAAUUUUUUCAUCUUCUAACAAA
Molecule: messenger RNA, 4166 nt
Organism: Xiphophorus maculatus (southern platyfish)
Lineage: Eukaryota; Metazoa; Chordata; Actinopteri; Cyprinodontiformes; Poeciliidae
Gene: arhgap19
Product: rho GTPase-activating protein 19-like
Exons: 12
Coding region: 23-1561 (512 amino acids)
Biological process (GO): regulation of small GTPase mediated signal transduction; signal transduction
Cellular component (GO): cytoplasm
Molecular function (GO): GTPase activator activity
Source: RefSeq, a predicted model, not a curated record